Messenger RNA from Aphis gossypii (cotton aphid), 1964 nucleotides. Its product is annotated as maltase 2-like. Gene Ontology annotation, biological process: carbohydrate metabolic process. Lineage: Eukaryota; Metazoa; Arthropoda; Insecta; Hemiptera; Aphididae. The transcript is spliced from 10 exons. Bases 23 to 1924 code for a protein of 633 amino acids. The record is from RefSeq and is a predicted model, not a curated record.
GUUUCUUACAAUAGUGCUCAAGAUGGUGUUGAAAAUGGUUUUUCAAUACAUUGCAAGAAUGUCAUUUUUAAUAUUUCUGUGUUUUAUUAUACUUGGUGUUGAAGCUGGAAAUAAGGAAUUAAUUGAUCUUCACCUUGAAGAAAAAUCAAAUAUUGAACUGGGAUUAAAAAGUAUCGUCAAUAAUAUCUUUAAAGAAGAGACAAAUCUGGAAUAUAAAGUCAAAAAUAACAGAACUGAAAGUAUUCAAAACUUUUCAGGAAAAACACAAUUCAUAAAAGAAAACUUAGAAGACAUUUUUAACAAGAAAAAUAAAACAAAAUUAGAUUGGUGGCAGACAUGCCUUAUUUAUGAAAUAUACCCUAGAUCUUUCAAGGAUUCAACUGGCACUGGCAUGGGAGACUUACGUGGAAUUAUUGAAAAAAUUCCCUACCUUAAGUACUUAGGAGUAUGCGCUGUCUGGUUAACUCCAAUAUACCCUUCACCAGGAGUUGAUUUGGGUUACGACAUAACAGAUUUCAAAGCAAUCGGUGAAAAUAUAGGCACAAUGGAAGACUUUGAGGAGUUAAAAAAUAAACUUCACGAAAAUGGAAUUAAAAUUAUACUAGAUAUAGUACCAAACCAUACAAGUGAUAAACAUGAAUGGUUUAUUAAAUCUGUACAAAGGGAAGAACCGUAUACAGAUUAUUACGUGUGGGUCGAUGCAAAAUAUGUAAAUGGAACUAGACAAGUUCCAAAUAAUUGGAUGGCAAUAUUUGGAAACACUAUGUGGGAGUGGAAUGAAAUACGCCAGCAGUAUUAUUUGCAUCAAUUCUUGAUUCCGCAACCAGAUUUGAAUUUUUGGAAUCCAUUAGUCCGCAAAGAAAUAAAAGAUAUUCUGCGCUUCUGGUUAGAUAAAGGUGUUGAUGGAUUUCGAAUGGAUGCAAUUCCACACAUAUAUGAGAGGCAAGAUUUUUUAGAUUCGCCAAUUUUAAAUGAUGGAACACCAGAAAUAAUUGAUUAUACGCAGGGAUUAGAUGAAUGUUUUUAUGAAGUAAAUGAAUGGAGAUAUUUAUUAGACGAGUAUACGAAGAAGGAUGGCAAAACAAGAUUUAUGGCCAUUGAAAGCUAUUUGAAGUUUAAAUAUUCGAAGAAAUUUUAUGGAAAUGAGACAAACCCUGGGGCCCAUUUCCCACUAAAUGUAUGCUUUAUAGUAUCAUCUCAUAUGUCUGCAAAAGAAUAUGUUGAUACGCUAACAGAAUUGUUUUCGAACUUACCAACUGGAGCAUGGUUAAGUUGGAUUAUUGGAAACCACGAUACACAACGGGCAACAUUUAGAUUUGGAUUGGAAUUAAUAGAUGGUAUGCACAUGAUACAAUUGCUAUUACCAACAGGAACACCUGUUGUUUAUAUGGGUGAUGAAUUGGGAAUGACAAAUACUUAUUUGAGAGAUGAUCAGCGUUAUUAUGAUGUACUCGGUCCCAAUCGCGAAAAAGGUCGUACACCUUUUCAAUGGGAUUCCUCACCACAAGCUGGAUUCUCCAAUAAAACAAAGACAUGGUUGCCUGUUAAUCCAAAUUAUGUAACUUUGAACGUCGAAUCUGAAAUGGCCGCUAGACGUAGUCACUUAAAGAUAUUCAAAGAAAUUGCAAAUCUGAGAGAGUUGGAAGUAUUCCGUACGGGGAAUGUAGAACUUUAUGAAAUAUCAGAAUACGUAUUUGCUUUUUCGAGAAGUAACAAUUUUUUCAAAAAUUACUUUAUUGUCAUCAAUCUUGGAUCAGAAUUGGAAAAUAUUAAUCUCAAAAAAUUCAAGAAUUCAUUAUCUCCUAAAAUGAUUGUAAAAAUUUCUAGUUUAUAUGCUGAACAAAGUAAUGGAGAUAUUGUUAGUGCUAAAUCAUUCACUUUGAGACCAUCGGCAGCACUUGUUUUGGAGUCAAUAUUUUAUUAACUUAUGAUUUUUAGUGAAUAAACAAUAAUAAUGAAAAUAA